GAAGCUAUACUGUUGAUCAGUUUAUUGGAAAGAGGCUGAGCUCACUCUGGUGCAGACAAUCAUCACCAUGUGACUGUCGAGAACAGACUUGAACAGAAGAGAGGCGCAGAACCUGAUCCAUGCGUCUGGAUCAGCAGCAUCAGACGUGGAUUUCUCCUCCUCCUCCUCCUCCUCCUCCUCCUCCUGCUCCUCUUGCAGAGGUGGUAACACAGUUUAUCGGAAGUUACCCGAAAUAAACCUGCCUGACAUGUUUUGGUUCGAGCAAGGUCUGUGCUUCUUGCCAGCGUUUCUGGUCGUCUGGUCCUCCUCCACCUUCAUCGUUUCCUACCUGAUCGCGAUUUGCAGACACGACGUCGAUGUAAUCUUCCCAUACAUCAGUGACACAGGUGCAGAACCCCCUGAGAGCUGCAUUUUUGGCCUGAUGACAUUCAUCUCUGCCUGUGCAGGAGUAUCCACCAUUUACGCCAGAUACAAGUUUGUGGAGAAGCUGGGUCAGGAAACAGGCGUGGCGAGGACGUGUCUCAAUAGAACUGGUCUGGUGCUUGGGAUGCUCUCCUGUCUGAGCAUGUGCAUCGUUGCGACCUUUCAGGAAACAACACUGAUAAUUGUUCAUGAUGCAGGAGCUUUGCUGUUCUUCUCGUCCGGCGUCUUAUACAUAAUCCUCCAGUCGGUCAUUUCAUAUCAGACCUAUCCGUUCGGAUCCUCCUCCUGCCUCUAUCGAGUACGUUCGGGCAUCGCCAUCCUUGCUGCGCUGGCGUUUUUCCCCACUGCCAUCUGUGCGUAUUUUGUGAAGCAGAGCAAGCUGCACAGAGACACAGACGACAAGGACUAUCCUUUCCAUCUGGCCAGCGCUGUGUGUGAGUGGAUCGUUGCCUUCAGCUUCAUCUGCUUCUUCUACACGUACAUCGACGAUUUCAAACUUUUUACUCUACGUGUGAAAACAGAGCUGAAGGAGUCGUCUUGAUCUACAGCUGAAUGUCAGUAUUUACGCGGCUCUUUUAUGCUGAUUUAUUUUUGUACACAACAUCAUAGGAUGAGUUCAGGUUCAUUUUGACAGAUUCUGUGUUUAAGCCAAAAAGAACCGACCACAGCCUGAUUCUUUCUACUAUUUAUAUGUCAGCAAAUUAUAUUACAAGUGUACUCAUUGCCGCCUGUGUACACACGACCGUCACUUUGCACUUUGUACUCGACUCCUGCCACACCACUUCCCGGAGCUGUGACCACCAAUAUAAGAAGUCGUCAUCGUGCUGUGAUCACAUGACCGCUGCCCGUGUGAUUUAAUCCAAAUCAAACCAACGAUACUGUAUGUAUAUGGAGGUGCUCUUUUUAUAAUGUACACUGAGAAAUUGAUGUUAUUCAAAUGCUGCCAGCUCUUCAAUAGAACUUAUUUUGUAAUUGUAGUAUUCUGUAUGUAUUUUCCAGUUGUGUCUUCCUCGCAUCACUGUACUGUCGUGACAACCAUAUAGGGAGAAAGUCUCUCUCAGUGGAAGCUCAGGUUCAGAGUUUGUGUACUGACUGUACACUGUGAUCAUAUGGUGCAGCUAUGGACGUUACUGUGCACGUGUCCACAUCCUGUAAUCGUGGGAAUCAAGCUGCUUAACAGAGGAGAAUUAGACCAUUUAAUUCAUUAGGUUCCGCAAUGAAACUGACAAAUCUAACUCAACUCAACAUAAACAGGAAGUUGUUUCUUCGAUGUGCUAUCAGUCUCAUAGUAUGCAUAGUGCUUCCUUUUCACACUAAAUUUAGGUCUCUAAAUAAUGCAACUCAUGAGUUACAUUUUGUUUCCUGUCUUUUAAGUGAAGAUUUUUCUACAUUAUGAAGCCCCGGGUUGGAAACCAGUGCCCUAGAGCAUAACAGCAUUAUAUUUUUAUUGACAUAAGUAAACCCACCAAAUUCUAAUCAGUUCAUCUUUGAGUCAAACUGAAAGUUUUUAUUUCCUCUGGUUUUUGAUCUCCUCGAGUCGUGUUUACAAGGAUGGGACGGACAACCCAAAAACCCGAUGCCUGUGGUCACUG
Molecule: messenger RNA, 2015 nt
Organism: Paralichthys olivaceus (Japanese flounder)
Lineage: Eukaryota; Metazoa; Chordata; Actinopteri; Pleuronectiformes; Paralichthyidae
Gene: dram1
Product: DNA-damage regulated autophagy modulator 1
Biological process (GO): regulation of autophagy
Cellular component (GO): lysosome
Source: RefSeq, a predicted model, not a curated record